UUACAAAACCACGUACCAAAAUAUGACAAACCACCACACUUCAGAAGAAGACUAACAAGCAUUAGUAGAGUAUAUUUGAGGUUUAUGAUGUAAAAACAUUGUCUUCAGACAUGCCACGAUACGAGUUGUCUUUGAUAACAAAAGCUCUAAAUAAUGAAGGGCUGGCAAAUAUUUUGAGAAGAGUUGCUGUUCUUGUUAUGGAGAAGGGAGGAGUUGUCCGUAAAAUGGAAAAUCUUGGUCAACAAGAAUUGCCUUACAGAAUGAAGGCACACAAUGAGUGGCACACUCAUGGAAGGUACUUCGUGUUUGACAUGGACCUGGGACCAAGCCAAAUUCCUUUAUUUGAGAAAGAGUUGAAACUGAAUUCAGACUUAAUCCGCCCAAGACUCAUCAAACAAAGACCUAAUAGGAAUUUGAAUAAAUUCUGCAUUGCUGGACAAGUUACAAAAGUGCAGAUUCAUGAAAAUAGAUUUUAAGCUAAAUUUUAUUAGAUCAACUAUUGAUUAAAUCUGCAAUUGUCUUUUCAA
Molecule: messenger RNA, 527 nt
Organism: Xenia sp. Carnegie-2017
Lineage: Eukaryota; Metazoa; Cnidaria; Anthozoa; Malacalcyonacea; Xeniidae
Product: 28S ribosomal protein S6, mitochondrial-like
Exons: 3
Coding region: 111-476 (121 amino acids)
Biological process (GO): translation
Cellular component (GO): mitochondrial small ribosomal subunit; ribosome
Molecular function (GO): small ribosomal subunit rRNA binding; structural constituent of ribosome
Source: RefSeq, a predicted model, not a curated record